Planococcus citri (citrus mealybug) is the source of this 1396-nucleotide messenger RNA. Its product is annotated as tyrosine-protein phosphatase 1-like. The coding region runs from base 818 to 1396 and encodes 192 amino acids. Lineage: Eukaryota; Metazoa; Arthropoda; Insecta; Hemiptera; Pseudococcidae. The record is from RefSeq and is a predicted model, not a curated record. The transcript has 6 exons. Gene Ontology annotation, molecular function: protein binding.
CUAAAAAAUUUUUUAGCAUAAAAAAAUGAAAAAAUUGAUCGUGUACAAUGUGUGUUUCAUAUAAAACUCCCUAUAAUGUUGCGAGAGAGUAACGCGCAUUUCGCCGCGAGCGCUCUCUAUAAGGCGGCGACGUCGUUACUGACGUUUCUGAAAGUGCUAGAUUUUCGUCUUCCUCUACACUGUCUAUAAUUAUCACCAACGAAAAUGAAAAAAAAAUUGAUAAGUAUUCGCUGGAUCAGCUGGAUGCUGGAUUGGAUCAUGGAUGCAAAAAUUGAUGCAAAUAAUGCAAAGUUAUUGCUACUAUGCAAAGUAUGCUAAGAUGUUUAUGCACGUAAAGUUUUUUCAUUUUAGUUACCUACGCUAAUUCGUAAAGCGUAAACAGUUAAGCAAGUUAAGCACUUAUCUUAUCAGCAGUUCAUUCUGUUCAUUUUAUGAUUUCAUUUUUCAUUUCCGAACUCCAAGCUCUGGUGAGCAUUUUUCUCGACAAUUUCCUUUUGAACAAACACCGAAAUACGAUGCAAUUCGUAACACUUUGGUAUCACAGAAUUUUAACUUAAAGGUAAAGGGCGAGGAAGAUUUUAGUAGAAUGUACGCGAAGUGUACAUUGUGGAACAUUCGAUGGCUUCAGUGGAACUCAUAAUAUAAGAGCUUCUGAGCUGGCUUGUGAUAGAGGCCGCUUACAAACACGAAAUAUAACUGCUGUAUUUCUGGAUGAUACUCAUAUUCGUUUCAGUUGGACAUGAAUCGGUGAACCAGAAAAUUAUAGUGCUUAUUGCGUUUUCAAUUUAUCCUGGAGGUUGAUUCUUAUAUCGUCAAAAUGGUACUUACGAGAGAACAAAACUGCUGCGUUUUCUCCCAUUUUACCAUCUCAAACAGUAAAAGUUAUGUUGAUGAUGAUACCGCCGAUUCUUUAACCGAAAGAAGUCAUCGUGAUCCGGGUAGCCUAUAUAAUACUCCUAAUUACGAAAACCCAUUUCCUCAGGUGGAAGAAAACAUUGUGUAUAUUAAACUUACGCCUGAUCGUCCUGGUAGAUUCGGUUUCAACGUCAAGGGUGCAUUAGAUUUGAAUAUGGAAAUUCUGAUGUCAAGAGUCGCUCCAAAUACUCCAGCAGACCGCUGUUACCCAAAAUUAAACGAGGUGCUGAUGAUCAAUGAAUGUAGUGUCAGUGGUCUCGAACGUUAUCAAGUGGUGAAAUUAUCCGCAACAAAGAGCAGAAUGAACUCAUUAUGUGCGAGCCCGAUGGUCAAGAAGAGACUCCAUAUCAAUAUGUACUUGAGUCACCUUUAUCUGAGAUGCAAAGAGAAGCUGGAACGCUGGAGCAGUCAGUGCUUUUACUGGUCAAUGGCUGGGCGAGUAGAUCUUUGCUGGUGUAGUUCGAACAAUUGUAUCAAUUAA